AUGCCAAAGAAAAUUCGAGAUUACCUCUUCAAAAUCAAAAGCCCUCGCCCUCAAAUCCGUUUACCCUCCAAGAAUUGGAUUCUCUCUGGCUGCAAACAUCCUAGGACACCUUCCUUUGCCUUGUACAGUGGUAGAAACGAACCUCAAAAUCACCGUCAUGUUGUUCGUAACACCAACAAAAACAGUUAUCACCACAAGGACGAUGCAGCCACCUUAGCAGACGUUGACCGUUUCCUCUUCGAGAAUUUCAAGUCUCUAUACGUCAAAGACGAGGAAGAAACCUUAAACAGCAAAAGGGUCUUCGAAGGUGACGACCAAAAGCACGAGUUGGAAGAAACAACAACGCCACGUGAUCUUCGUGGGUCCACUCGCUUCUUCGUGAAGGCAGGGUUUUCGGGGUCACUAGUGGAGGACGCUUUCACAAACACCACCAUUAACACAACAACCAGUGAUGAAGUAGGAUCAGUCUCAACCCUCUACGAUGUUUCGUCUUCCAGUUCUUACGAGAAAGAGGGUUUGGAUCACGCGCUUCCGGAUAACAGCAUCGCGCUCUUGACGCACUCCACGACCCCUUAUGAGGAUUUUAAACGUUCCAUGCAAGAAAUGGUGAACAGCCAUGAAAGGGUGGUUGAUUGGGAUUUCAUGGAGGAGCUCUUGUUUACUUACCUUAAUCUCAACCACAAAAAAUCGCACAAGUUCAUUCUCGGUGCUUUUGUGGAUCUCAUCACCGUCAUGCGUCGGAGUACUUCCGAACCAGCUUCCGACAGGCCACGUAGCGUUCGAACCAUUAGGACUGGUCGGGAGUUACGGGAUAGGACCAAAAAUGUAACUUUAGAAUUUGGGUCCUCCUUGUAA
This is a messenger RNA of Sphenostylis stenocarpa, 855 nucleotides long. Lineage: Eukaryota; Viridiplantae; Streptophyta; Magnoliopsida; Fabales; Fabaceae. The record is from the annotation of a GenBank genome assembly.